Biomphalaria glabrata is the source of this 2664-nucleotide messenger RNA. Its product is annotated as sodium- and chloride-dependent neutral and basic amino acid transporter B(0+)-like. Gene Ontology annotation, cellular component: membrane. The transcript has 16 exons. The record is from RefSeq and is a predicted model, not a curated record. Gene Ontology annotation, biological process: sodium ion transmembrane transport. Lineage: Eukaryota; Metazoa; Mollusca; Gastropoda; Planorbidae. The coding region runs from base 118 to 2145 and encodes 675 amino acids. Gene Ontology annotation, molecular function: L-amino acid transmembrane transporter activity.
CAGGUGAAGCGACACGGUUUAAAGCUAAAGCUAGAGAUAUAGACGAGUUGCUUCUUUUAUUCAAUUUGUUUCUCAUCAGUCUAAGUGUAAAGCUGUAAAUUAUAAAGUCUUCCCACAAUGACCACAAAGAAAGGAUCCUACCAAGUGUGGCACACGGACACCUAUGGACUUCCUGGGUCAGUUGACAAACAAACAAGCUUUAGUCAAGACUCUGGCCACAUAGGUGACAAUGACUCAAGGGCGGAGCUUGCAGAAGACUUUGGAGGGACGGAAGAAGAGAGAGAACAAUGGGGCAACAAAGCGGAGUUCAUCCUGUCGUGUAUCGGGCUUUCUGUGGGAUUGGGCAAUGUCUGGAGAUUUCCUUACCUUGCCUAUGCCAAUGGCGGAGCGGCUUUCCUGAUCGCUUACAUCAUACUUCAGCUCUUGAUUGGUAAACCAAUGUAUUUCAUGGAACUGGUCAUGGGUCAGUACUCUGGGAGUGGACCAACUAAAGUCUGGAGAAUGAAUCCUGCCGCUAAAGGCAUAGGCGUCUCCAUGUGUAUGAUCUCCCUCAUCGUCUCCAUCUACUACAACAUCAUCAUGGCCUACACCCUCUAUUACUUCUUCGCCUCCAUGCAGGAAACACUGCCGUGGACUCAAUGUUCAGAGGAGUGGAUCCGAGAUUAUAACUGUGUGUCCAAAUAUGAGCCCAGCCCUGCUCCAUGUACACUCAACAUGACACAGAACCAGGAAUUAGGCAAGUGUUCAUGUACAGGUAACUCGACCAUAGACAACAGUUCUCUCCCUUUCAACAUGAGCUGUACACCAAAAAUAGUAGGAACAUCUUCGGCGGAACUUUACUUCUAUAAAGAGGUUAUACAGAUAUCCUCAGAUAUGGAGCCAAGCAGCAUGGGGGCUCCUCUGUAUAGGAUAGUGCUGUGUCUAAUCCUGUCUUGGACCAUUGUCGUCUUCUGUCUUAUCAAAGGCAUCAAGAGCUCGGGAAAGGUUGUCUAUUUCACCGCCACAUUUCCUUACGUCAUCCUUUUGAUUUUACUGGUGCGCGGAAGUCUUCUGGACGGGGCCAAGGAAGGUGUGGAGUUUUUCAUCAUACCUGAAUGGAAGAAACUGGCCGACCUGCAGGUUUGGGUGGCAGCAGCUGGUCAGAUGUUCUUUUCUUUGGGAGUGUCGUUCGGAGGCAUCAUCAUGUUUGGUAGCUACAACAAGUUUACAAACAAGGUUUAUAGUGACUCUCUGCUCAUCAGCCUGACAGAUAUGAUCACUAGCAUCAUUGCUGGCUUCGUCGUCUUCACAGCAUUUGGCGGCAUGGCCAAAGCCACAGGCAGGAAGGUUUCCGAAGUUGCCAAAAGUGGCUAUGGUAUGGCCUUUGUCGUGUACCCGGAAGCUUUGUCCAAUCUCCCCCCUUCACAGCUGUGGUCAGUUCUUUUCUUUUUUAUGCUGUUUACUCUGGGACUGGACUCGGAGUUUGGCAUGCUGGAGACAGUCAUCACAUGUAUACAAGAUGAGUUCCCAAAGCUGAAAAAAUAUAAAACUUACAUUUGCAUAGGUCUGAGCUGUGCUUGUUUCUUGAUGGCUCUACCUUGUACAUGUCCGGGAGGAGACUACGUGGUGACCAUCAUGGAUCAUUAUGGAUCUGACUUUGCCUUGCUGAUUGUGUCUUGCUUUGAAGUCAUAUCAGUCAUGUGGGUGUAUGGAGCCAUGAGGUUUCUAAAAGAUAUUCAGUACAUGCUCGGGUCCCGGCCUCAUGGGUGGCCUUACUGGGUCUUCUGUUGGACAGUAACGGCGCCUCUUCUUAUCGGGCUGAUGUUCCUGUACCGUAUGGUCCAAUACAAGCCGCCCUCCUACAGCGACGGUACGCCCUACCCUCACUUUGCACAGAGUAUAGGAUGGACAUUGCUGAGUUUGGUGCUGUGUCCUAUACCGUUAGGACUCAUUUGGAGACUGAUCCAGUCUUUCAGUGACCCUUCAGUCACAACAUUUAAAAGUAGACUUCACUUUCUGUUUUCACCGUCCCCUGACUGGGGGCCGAAUGACAAGUCUGCUAGAAAGAUUCGAAACGAAGCCAAAAACUCGGACGAUCUUUCAAUGGAAAAAUUAUCCUACGACAACGCAACCGUCAUACGAGAUAGUCCAGAGAAGAUCGUCUAGUCCUAAAAACAUGAAAGUUAUCAAGGGGAAAACAACCCCGAUAUUUUCAAUGUAAACUUCAUUAGUCUCAGUUAGAUGAAAAUUGUAUGCAUGUCUUAGUUGAUCGAAUUAUUCUGUUGUGUUCUAUGCAAAUAUUAUAAUUGCCAACUAUGAAUAUAAAUACAAAGUGUUGUCUUGGAGUCUGAAGAUUAAGGAGGUUUGCAGUAUGUCACGUGACUAUGCAGUCCUAGCUGUGAUCUGAAUAUUUUGCUACUUCCAGAGAAGAUAUGACUGUUGUCUGCCGGUGGUCACUUUUAGUUCUCUUUUCUCUGUAUACGCCUGUCCUCGGCAGUAGACUGACUUCUUGUCUUCAAAAUGUAGUCUGCUGCCUUAGUAACAGAUCUCCAGUUUUUAUAUAAUACUUAAAUAUAGGCUCUUAUCUUCUGAUGAAAACAUAUAUUAUUUGUAGAAAAAAUAUACAACUUUAAGUAGACUUUUUUUCCCCCAUUGUUUCCAAAUGGAAUCGAUGCUUAUCUUCGC